AUGACGGCCCCGUUCGCCCCCUGGGGGGGUUCGUGCCAUCGUUCAGCUUGUAUGGAAUGUCAGCUGAGGAAACAAAAGUGCGAUAGGGACUGGCCUUGCGAAAACUGUUGUCGUCGUAAGGUUCCCGAGAGGUGUCGCUUUGAUGAACCCAGCUUGCCCAGCAAUGAUGACCGGGAUCUGUACUUUUCUGACCCCAAUUACUCGCGCGGGAAGCGGAAGUUGAGGGCUGAAGAUGAUGACCUCGACAAGCACGUAGUCUCAUUGGAAGACAUCACUGACGAAGAGUCCACCCUCAAUACCAUUAGCUACAGACCCUCAAGCUUUAUCAAUCUCUCCAAGGUAGUCAAGCUUGAUCCUCCCGCCGGUCGUGUCGCCACUCGGGCAGACGUUGUCCGCUUAAUGGAAAUGCUUCCCCCGCCGCCUCACUUAGAGACUCUCCUCUUGAGCUUCACCGAGACGCUGAACCACUGCUAUUACAUCGUUGAUCCAGCUAGACUGAUGAAGGGCUUCUCAAUCUGGCAAGAAGAUGUACGCUGGGACAGGCCGCUGGAUCCUGCUGUUGUUUGUCUCAUGUUGCGUAUUUGUGCAUGCGUCGUACCAUACCUCCGCUCAGACGUCCAAUGGAAGAUCGAGGCCGACCUCAAAAUGCCAGUCCAGAGCCUUGCCAACCGAUGUCAUCAGGCUGCCGUUGAGCUUAGUGGCAGAAUUCCCAUCGGUGAAGCGGGACUAUUGCAGGUUCAGCAGCUCCUCCUCACGUCAUAUUGGCAUAGCGCCGAAGGAAAUUUCUUUGGUUGCUGGCACGCGCUUGGCGCGGCGAUUCGUGAGGCUCAAGAAAUAGGCUUGAAUAAAGAAUCAAAGUCAAAUGGAUUCAGCGAGCUCGAUCGAGACAUGCGAAGGAGGAUCUGGUGCAUUCUAGACAUUUGGGAUUGGCAGAUUUCUACUCUAUUCUCUCGUCCGCAGCUCAUCAACCGACAUGACUGUGACAUUAUCUCGCCAAACGUCUGUCUGGAAGCUGCUCCAUCUCCCAUAUACCAGACGAAGUUGCAGUUUGAAGUCAUCCAGGCAGUAUAUCGCAAGUUCGGUAACAUCAAUAAGCCGAUGAAUGCUGCAGAUGCGAGGGAGUUCCAGGACAUCAUCAACAGAUGGACGAAAUCCUUUCCACCGAUGUUGCAGAUCAUCAAUCCUGACACAAGUAUAGAUGAGGGCUACCCGUGGAUUACCGUGCAGCGUCAAUACCUACACGUCAUGGCCUAUACCAUGAUCCUCGUGCCUCUAAAAAGCUAUAUACUUAAAACUUUUGACCAGACAGAGCCGCAGGAGGAUCAAAGAACGCGAGCUUCCGGAGUAGACUACUGCUUGAAGCUGCGUGAUGCCCACAUCCUUCUCUUUCAUAGCACCUACCCCGUCUGUGCAAAGUACCACCUCGCACAAUUUUCUCUUGUCGAUUUGGGUGUGAUUUUGUGCUUCGCUGUCAUUCAUGACGAACAUCAGAAUCUUCCGAAACGCGAGCAAGUUUUCGCGGGCAUCGGCGACGUUUUGGAAAUGCUAAAGCAUAUACAGAAUGCUGCUGGCAGGUUGUCAUUGUCCUACAAAAUCAUCUCCAAGCUUAUUAGACGCCUUCCCAUCUCGCAGGAUGAGAUGCAAGUUAUCCGCGGCCGCGCCAUUACUGUCAAAUUCGAUCAGAGCCCACAGCUGGCAACCAAGUUUGCUCAAACCCGCCGACAGCCAAUUGUGGUACCAGUGCAUGGGACCGCCGCUUCACAAAACGAGCCAACAUCCCCACUGGAGUGUCGUGACAAAGCACUCUCAAAAGUUCGCGUUGAAGUUACUUCACGUCUUGAGUCAGCAAAUAUGACCUUAUUGUCAAUCCAAGAUAGUCAUACAAGCGUUGCUAAGGUCGACCGGGAACAUGAAUCUCCAACUUUACCAGAUCACCGUGAUCAUCAUCGGUCUGGUUCCCCGAUCCCUAUGUCCUCGAAACCAGUUUUGGAAGUUUUUUUGGAACGAUUUCUCGAUUCCUACGGCCCAGAGAUGCCGUCAGCUUGGCAACCUCUGCACUGGAUACAUGCUGGACAGCCAUAUCAGAUUUGGCGGGUUGGGGCCAAAGCGAGAUAUUCCUCUGCUCUGCUUCGUAACUCCUUUGCUGCCGUCUCGGUCGCACAAUUCGGUCGUUCCAUUGGUGAUAGGAGACUUCUCUCCGCCGCAGACACGAUCUACUUGUCCGUCCUAAGGUCCCUACAGGUCGCCAUAUCUCUCCCGGAGCGAAGCAGGUCAGAUGAUGUGUUGUGGGCGGCGAUACUGUGUGCAGUAUAUGAGGGUGUCAGCCGUACAAGGGCAAAUGGAUUUCUCACUCACCUAUUAGGUAUCGCUCAUGGUCUAUUUGUUGAGUUGCGAUGUUAUUUUGUGUUUGCGGCUAUAACCACACGUUCUCCUACUUUCCUUGCUCAACCAGACUGGAAAAAUGCACCUUGGUCUGCCAGGUCGACGCCCAAAGAUCUCUUACAGGAUCUCUUGGACCAUAUGGUCGAGCUACCUGCGCUUUUAUCAUAUGUUGACCAGAUCAAUAGUUGCUCAGGUGCCAAAUCAGCUGUCGAAAUCGGUCGGCUGCAGCAAGAAUCGUGGACUUUAGCGGCCAAUAUCGAACAAGACCUGUACCAUUGGAAGCAAGAAAAGGCUGAUCGGUAUCCUGGUGGCCAGCCUAGAGUACUUCCAGUCCAGAUAGAGGAUACUCUCUCAAUUUUUCGAUGCCAGGAUCGCAUAACCGGAGAGGUUGUUUAUGCUACUACAGCAAUCUUGACGGUUUAUCGAUGUUAG
Molecule: messenger RNA, 2814 nt
Organism: Akanthomyces muscarius
Lineage: Eukaryota; Fungi; Ascomycota; Sordariomycetes; Hypocreales; Cordycipitaceae
Exons: 13
Coding region: 1-2814 (937 amino acids)
Biological process (GO): regulation of DNA-templated transcription; DNA-templated transcription
Cellular component (GO): nucleus
Molecular function (GO): zinc ion binding; DNA binding; DNA-binding transcription factor activity, RNA polymerase II-specific
Source: RefSeq, a predicted model, not a curated record